This is a messenger RNA of Exophiala spinifera, 1050 nucleotides long. RefSeq lists its product as uncharacterized. The coding region runs from base 1 to 1050 and encodes 349 amino acids. Gene Ontology annotation, biological process: mitochondrial proton-transporting ATP synthase complex assembly. The record is from RefSeq and is a predicted model, not a curated record. The transcript has a single exon. Lineage: Eukaryota; Fungi; Ascomycota; Eurotiomycetes; Chaetothyriales; Herpotrichiellaceae. Gene Ontology annotation, cellular component: mitochondrial inner membrane.
AUGGGACGAGAGGAAAUAUGCAGCCUUUUCGUUGCUCUCGCGCUCCGACCGCACAGCAGGUGCAUAUACAGGACGCAUCGGACAUGGCGUCCUCACAUAAGGCACGCCUCGUCCUCGAACGCUCCGCCAGCGGCUCCUAAGCAACAAGAACUCCCGAAGCAGCCCACUAUCCCUCUACAUGUUGGCUUGGACCGCAACCCUGACGCCGUGUCGGCCAUCUCUCGAAUCCCUAUACCUCGAGGCGAGCGAGGCGAGAAGUUCACGCCGUCCGUUCUCUCUCGGCCUCUAGGUCUUGAACAUCCUCCUCUGCCGGGACAGAACAGCCCUAUCGACACUCGCUCACUGCGCGAGCGUAAGGAGGAUUUUGCAAACUACCAGAAAGCCCUUGAGCGUCGCCGGAUCUACCUGCGUUCCUAUUUCCGACCCUACUUCCAAGAAUGGAAUCGCACGGAACACUACAAGGGCAAGAGCUUCGUGUCCAACGAGCGCCUGUUCCGGCGGGACAAGGCCCUCUACUUCCCCAACAUCUGGGGACAGACACUUGCAACAGAAGGAGACGGUCCCAAUGGCGGAAGAGACCUCACACCUACCAUCACUGGUAAAAUCUCCCUCAUAGGCAUGCAGUCCGGCCAGUGGGCCGAGGAACAGGUCGACACAUUUUUCGGCCCCAAAGACAACCCUGACUUGUCUGGGAUCAUCGCAACGAGCAACGGCCUUGUCCAACGAGUCGAUGUCAACAUCCAAGGAGACUGGGUUCGCGCAUGGCUCGUCAAGAUGUUCCGGGGACGACUACGGAGGAUGAUCCCCGAGGACCGCUGGGACAAAUAUUUCAUGAUUAAACUCCCAAGAGACAUUCGGCGAGGCCUAACGGACGAUGUGCGAGACGCAAUGGGGCUUCUGAAUUCCCAAGUCGGUUAUGUCUAUCUUGUUGACUCUAGCUGUAAGAUUAGAUGGGCCGGAAGCGGCCAUGCAUGGGAAGGCGAAGUCGCGGGCCUGAAUGCCGCGCUUCAGAGAUUGAUACAAGAAGAACGAAAGUUCAGGUCGUCAUAA